Prosopis cineraria is the source of this 2710-nucleotide messenger RNA. RefSeq names its product probable galacturonosyltransferase 4. Gene Ontology annotation, molecular function: polygalacturonate 4-alpha-galacturonosyltransferase activity. Bases 504 to 2450 code for a protein of 648 amino acids. The record is from RefSeq and is a predicted model, not a curated record. NCBI's taxonomy places the organism in Eukaryota, Viridiplantae, Streptophyta, Magnoliopsida, Fabales, Fabaceae. The transcript is spliced from 10 exons.
AUCAUCCUGUCUCAUCUUGGCUCAUAUCUGCUUUUAGCUAUUUGGCAUUUCUCAUUCUCUAUUCUUCUGGCUUCUAUCUUCCUUCCGGUCUCUCUCUCUCUCUCUCUCUCUCUCCUCCUCUUUUUGUUUAUUCGUCAUUUUCUGCAUUUUUCACCUUCUUCCUCCUCUUCUCUUUCUGGUCGUGCAUUUUUCACAAAGGGUACGAUACAAUCGAUAAAGAAACGGGUCCUAUGUGAUUUGUGGUUGCAGAGCACAUUUAUCAGACAUAACGCAUCCUUCUCUGUCUUCAGAUCGGGGGGAAAAUGCGUUUUUCUUUCUAUUCUCACAAAUCAGUUGGCCUCUCAGAAUAAUCUGUGCGGGUGCUAAAGGGACGCGUUGCUUUUUGUCGAGAAAGCGACACCAGCGAAGGCAUCUCGGCUCUUUCUGUCUUCCCAGCUUUGCCUUCUUGCCGACAACAAAUUUUAGGGGUUCUUGAAAGUUGUGAUUUUGGGGUUUGAGUAGAAAUGAUGGCUGUCAGAAACGUUGUGCUGGUGCUGCUUUGUAUAACUGUUGUUGCUCCGAUUGUUCUCUACACUGAUCGUCUUGGUAACUUCAAGUCACCUUCCGCCAAGCAAGAGUUUAUUGAUGAAGUCACUGCUUUCGCUCACAGUGCUGGAAACUCUGGCCAUUUAAAUCUGCUACCUCAGCAGGAAACUUCAACAAUUCUUCAAGAACCAAUUGGGGUUGUGUAUACUGAGGGUUCAACCAACACCAAGACAUCUCCCCGAGAAUUGCAACUGGUUGAAUCAAGAGAACAUGUAUCUGCCAGGGUUUUGUCAACUACAAAUGAGGAGAAGCAAGGUAAAAUGGAGAAUCCCAUAAGAAAGGUGACAGAUGGAAUCAAUCAAGAAACUAAAGCCGAUGCAGGUGGUGAAAAUGUAAAUGGUGAAGCUGCAUUAGAUGACAAUGACAUCAGAGCAUCUCAAAACAUUGUUACUAAGCAAGAGGAACAGACAACUGGAACUUCUAGUGAAGUUUCCCGUAGAAUGCACAGAUCAUCUGAAACCAAUAAGCAGAAUGAUCAAGCACCACCAGAUGCUCGGGUUAGGCAACUGAAAGAUCAGCUUGUGAGGGCAAGGGUUUAUCUUUCCCUUCCUUCAGUAAAAAACAAUCCCCACCUUACUCGGGAACUUCGUUUACGGGUUAAGGAAGUUUCACGAACACUAGGGGAUGCAAGCAAAGAUUCUGACUUACCUAAGAAUGCAAAUGAGAGAAUGAAGGCCAUGGAGCAAUCGUUGAUGAAAGGAAGCCAAAUUCAAGAUGAUUGUGCUGCUGUUGUGAAGAAACUUCGUGCUAUGAUCCACUCAACAGAGGAGCAGCUUCGUGCGCACAAGAAACAGGCCUUGUUCUUAACACAGUUGACAGCAAAAACACUACCUAAAGGUCUUCAUUGUCUUCCACUGCGCCUUACGACUGAGUAUUAUUCAUUGAAUUCUUCUCAGCAAGAGUUUCCAAAUCAAGAGAAGUUAGAAGACCCUGAACUAUUCCAUUAUGCAAUAUUCUCGGAUAAUAUAUUGGCAACAGCUGUUGUUGUGAAUUCAACUGUUUCCAAUGCUAAGCACCCAUCAAAACAUGUUAUCCACAUUGUUACCGAUAGGCUCAAUUAUGCAGCAAUGAGAAUGUGGUUUUUGGCAAAUCCACCAGGCAGAGCAACCAUUCAAGUGCAGAACAUUGAAGAAUUUACAUGGUUGAAUGCAAGUUACAGUCCUGUUCUGAAGCAGCUAGGUUCUCCGUCUAUGAUAGAUUAUUACUUUAGGGCUCAUCGGGCUAGUUCUGAUUCAAACCUCAAGUUUCGAAACCCAAAGUAUUUAUCUAUCUUGAACCACCUCCGGUUCUACCUGCCUGAGAUCUUUCCAAAGCUCAACAAAGUAUUGUUUUUGGAUGAUGAUAUAGUUGUGCAGAAGGAUCUGAGUGGUCUUUGGUCAAUUGAUUUGAAGGGCAAUGUAAACGGUGCUGUAGAAACUUGUGGAGAAAGUUUCCAUCGCUUUGAUCGCUACCUCAAUUUCUCUAAUCCUCUUAUUGCAAAGAAUUUUGAUCCUCGUGCUUGUGGAUGGGCAUAUGGUAUGAAUGUUUUUGAUUUAGCUGAAUGGAAGAGGCAAAAUAUCACAGAGGUGUAUCACAACUGGCAGAAACUGAAUCAUGACAGACAACUGUGGAAGUUAGGAACACUUCCACCUGGUCUCAUAACAUUCUGGAACCGCACUUUCCCACUGAGCCGAGGCUGGCAUAUCUUGGGUCUUGGCUACAACCCCAAUGUCAACCAAAGAGAGAUUGAGAAGUCGGCUGUUAUACAUUACAAUGGGAACAUGAAACCGUGGCUGGAGAUUAGCAUUGCUAAGUACAGAAAUUACUGGUCGAAGUAUGUAAGCUAUGAUCAUUUAUACUUGAGAGAAUGCAACAUCAAUCCAUAGAUGAGUCUCUUGGUACGUUUAAGUUUUCUUAGCAUUAGCUUUGAUGAUGCAAUUCCAUCUCUGCAGGGUUACUAUUUUUGUUUUUGAAGGCUCGAAAUUCUUUUGUAUACGCUUUCCUGUCUUUUUUGUUUGUUGAUUUGGGCAGAGAAGAAUCAGUUCCAAAUUAGAUAGUCAAUUCGCAGUUCUUGAUCCCAUGCCUGCGGAGACAGACCAUCAAACUGUAUUUGUAAAUGAAAUGAAGAGGCUAGCUUUUUUUUUUU